GGAAGUGGCGUCGGAGGAAGACGCUUGCGUACGCGGAAGUGUCGUUCUCCGUGUGUGUUUUUCCUGCGAUGCGUUGUGUGUGAUUGGGAAUUUAUUGAUUUGGCUGUGAUGUCGGUGCUCUACAUGGAUAAAUUAAGUCGUAUUUAUGAGCGUUAUCAGGAGUAUGUGAGGUCGAACCCGGCAGCCGCGUCUCAUGUGGAGAGCGCAGUUCGCGCGCUGAGCUACCUGAUUGCAGGUCGCUUCUCAGACUCUCAUGAAAUCUCAGAGUUGGUCUACUCCGCAUCUAACCUUCUAGUGCUGCUGAACGAUGGUAUCUUGAGGAAGAAUCUCUCUCGGACAUUGCCUAUGACUCUCUCUCAACAGAGACUGUUAACUUGGUUGUCUGUACUGGAGUAUGUAGAGGUUUUCACUGAGAUGGGGGCUGCCAAGCUGUGGGGCGAAGCUGGACGCUGGCUAGUUAUUGUUCUUAUUCAGAUUGCCAAAGCGAUCCUGCGUUCUCUCUUGCUUUUCUGGUACAAAUCGGGCAUCCAGACGUCACCACCUAUAAUUCCUCUGGACAGGGAUGCCCAGCUCUGUAGUCAAGAGAACAAUGCAGAAGAAGAUGAUGAGGACACUUCUUUUGUGGGCCAGCGUUCAGGAAGAGUGGUGAGACCACUGGGAAGCGCACCAUCGUUACAGUCUCGUCUUUGGGGUCUCCCUCGGAAAAACACAAAAAAUAGGAAUAGAGAAGGGGAGCUUCACUCAAGCCCCACACCUCUGGGUCUGCAGGAAACCAUCGCAGAGUCCCUGUACAUCGCAAGACCACUUGUUCAUUUGGCCAGUCUUGGGAUUUGUGGAAAACGUUCCUGGAAACCUUGGAUCAUCUCUGGUCUCUUAGAGAUAACCAGUUUUGGUUUGUUGAGUGACUUCAAGAUGCUGAACCACAGAGAGAGGGCUGAGAUGAGGAGACGGGCCUUCCUUCUCCUCUACUACCUGCUCCGCUCCCCCUUCUAUGACCGAUACUCUGAGACAAAGAUCCUCUUCCUUCUUCACUUCUUGGCAGAUUAUGUUCCCGGAGUCGGUUUGGUUGCGCGUCCGCUGAUGGAGUACUUGCCCAUUUGGCAGAAGAUCUACUUUUAUAACUGGGGCUGACGUCAAAGUGAAUCUUUCACAGGUCAGCGCCGCCAAAAUGUUAGUAGAAUGAGAGGAAGCCAUUUAGAGGAUGCGACAGCGACACACAAGGACUCAAAUCACACCUGUGCCAGAACAUUACCACAUUUAUUGAGGAGUUUUGCAGUCAGGUAGUUACAGGUACACUGCUGGCGUAUGAGAAUAUAUAUCUGGAUAAUGAUUUUCUGAAUGCUGUUUUGUUUAUCUUUUAGCUUUCACAAUUUUAUGCAUCUGAGCCUUUUUCUUACACUUUUUUUUUUGCACUUAUAAACUCUCACCCACAAGCUCUCCUAUACCAUAAUCUAUUCCUCAGCACGAAUGCCUUCCUUUUAAUUUAGAUGUUUAUUUCCAAGGAGGAUAGUUUUAUUGAACACAAUAAUUGACUGGCUGAAAUGAAGUCAAUUAGACAGAUGUUUCUUGUUUUGUGAAGUUUUGUGCCAUAGAUGAGAUGAAGCUGAAUGUGAUGCUUUUAAUUGCAGCAUUAUGAGCGCGUUUUUUCACUGUGUGAAAUAAACUCAUUUGAGUCUCUGUUUUAAAACCCAUCGUUAAUUUGAUUGAAAGACCUGAAGCAAAAAUGAAAAUGCUGAUGUGAGAAAAAAAACAUGACUGUUUUGAAAUGCUGAAAGUGUGAAAUUGGAUAAUUGGUUUUGUAUAUAAUUCUAUGCAUUCAAUAAAUCUUUAAAUAA
Sinocyclocheilus grahami is the source of this 1835-nucleotide messenger RNA. Its product is annotated as peroxisomal membrane protein PEX16-like. Bases 109 to 1131 code for a protein of 340 amino acids. The transcript has 11 exons. Gene Ontology annotation, cellular component: peroxisomal membrane. Gene Ontology annotation, biological process: peroxisome organization. Lineage: Eukaryota; Metazoa; Chordata; Actinopteri; Cypriniformes; Cyprinidae. The record is from RefSeq and is a predicted model, not a curated record.